This is a messenger RNA of Puccinia graminis f. sp. tritici CRL 75-36-700-3, 492 nucleotides long. RefSeq lists its product as uncharacterized. NCBI's taxonomy places the organism in Eukaryota, Fungi, Basidiomycota, Pucciniomycetes, Pucciniales, Pucciniaceae. The transcript has 2 exons. The record is from RefSeq and is a predicted model, not a curated record. Bases 1 to 492 code for a protein of 163 amino acids.
AUGCAAGUCGAAGUUUUGGACAACACCGAUAGCUCGAGCAGCUUCAAUAAAUCUGAAGACAAUUCGAACUCAAAACCUUUAUGGAGGGCCCCAGAAACAACCGGAGACGUCACUUUCCAAUCUCUACAUCGGGGCAGUCUGGAUCGAUCAUCAUCAGUCACUGCUAGCCUCAAGGAGAGCACCUCAAAGGGAAAGCUGAGCAUGUCAACCAACACGAUUUCCGGCGCCCAAGCGGCUCAAAUGAUCAGCUCGGAGACAUCAAAUCCGCUCUCCAUACAACCCCGUCCUCCACUCUCGGCAUCAUCCUCAAACUUGGUCAAGCGGAUCGUCGAGAAUCAAAAUCUUCUGAUCUGGCAAGCUUAUGACGACUGGAGACAGAAGUUUCCUCGGCUUCAGUUCGACGAUAAGGACGAAGAAAUCGAGGAGAACGAGGUCGAAUCUGAGGCCGAAACCGAGCCGUUUACCUCGGACUCCGCGGCCGAUGAAUCUUGA